Messenger RNA from Chlorella variabilis, 1742 nucleotides. RefSeq lists its product as hypothetical. The transcript has 9 exons. Gene Ontology annotation, cellular component: small-subunit processome; 90S preribosome; nucleolus. The coding region runs from base 158 to 1585 and encodes 475 amino acids. Lineage: Eukaryota; Viridiplantae; Chlorophyta; Trebouxiophyceae; Chlorellales; Chlorellaceae. Gene Ontology annotation, molecular function: protein binding. Gene Ontology annotation, biological process: maturation of SSU-rRNA from tricistronic rRNA transcript (SSU-rRNA, 5.8S rRNA, LSU-rRNA). The record is from RefSeq and is a predicted model, not a curated record.
CCGUGGGCCCGAGGUGGCCACCCGCAGGAUAGAGGACAAGAAGCUCAAGGGGCGCCUGCGGUACAGCGAGAAGGUGGUGAGCGAUGCGCAGGCGGCGGCGGCCAAGGUGGACGAGUGGCUGCUGCCCAGCGAUGCGGGCGAGCUGGAGGCGGAGGGCAUGGAGCGCACCUGGCGCUUCAGCCAGCAGGAUAUUGUGGAGGCUGUGGAUGCGGGUGCGGGGCGCAAGGUGUUUGACCUGCAGCUGGACCAGCUGGGGCCCUACUCGCUCGACUUCUCCCGCAGCGGGCGCCACAUGCUGCUGGCGGGGCGCAAGGGCCACCUGGCGCUCAUGGACUGGCAGCGCACGCGGCUCAUCUGCGAAGUGCAGGUCAAGGAGACCACGCACGACAUCAAGUUCCUGCACAACGAGCAGUUCUUCGCUGCAGCCCAGAAGAAGUAUGUGUACAUCUACGACAAGCGGGGGCUGGAGGUGCACUGCCUCAAGGACACGACCGAGGCGACGCGGCUGGAGUUCUUGCCCCAUCACUUCCUGCUCUGCUCGGUGGGCGCCACCGGCGUGCUGCGGUACCAAGACACAUCCACUGGCCAGGUUGUGGCCACGCACCGCACCCGGCAGGGCGCCUGCGACGUGCUGCGCCAGAACCCGUGGAACGGCGUGCUGUGCCUGGGCCACGGCAACGGCACGGUGACGAUGUGGACGCCCAACAUCACCACGCCCGUGGUGCGCAUGCUGUGCCACCACGGCCCCGUGCGCUCGCUGGCGGCAGACACCCAGGGGCGCCACCUGGCCACCACCGGCGCCGACGGCCAGGCAAGCGCACGCCAGCUGCUCCUGCUGCUGCGGUCGUCGAUGUUGCUGCUGCUGGCAGUCAAGGUGUGGGACCUGCGCAUGCUGCGCCCGCUGCACGCCUACUUCUCCCCCUCCCCCGCCGAGUGCUGCGACAUCAGCCAGCGAGGCCUGCUGGCGGUGGGGUACGGCCGCAGGGUGCAGGUGUGGCGGGACGCGCUGGGCAGCAAGGCGCAGAGCCCCUACAUGACGCACACGCUGGCGGGCGGCACGCUGCGGGACUUGCGCUUCUGCCCCUACGAGGAUGUGCUGGGCAUCGGCCACAGCGGCGGCGUGUCCACCAUGCUGGUCCCCGGCGCGGGCGAGCCCAACUACGACUCGUUUGUGGCAAACCCUUUCCAGACCAGCAAGCAGCGGCGCGAGGCGGAGGUGCACAGCCUGCUGGACAAGCUGCAGCCGGCCAUGAUUGUGCUCGACCCCGGGGAGAUCACGCGGGUUGUGCGUGAGCCGCGGGACGUGCAGAAGGAAAAGCAGGCGGCAGCGCAGGAGGCCAACCGCGCCCGGCUGGAGGAGCAGCGGCAGAAGAACGAGGAGAAGAAGCGGAUGAAGGGCAAGAACAAGCCGUCGCGGCGGCAGCGCAAGAAGCAGGCCAACAUCGUCGAAGAGCGCAAGCCGGGGAUCAAGGCGCGCAUGCGGGAGCAGGGCGUCAGCGCCGAGUUUGGGCACAAGCAGCCGCGGGCAGAGCCAGGGGUGCCGGCAGACGUGCCGCGGGCGCUGCAUCGCUUCUUCAAGAAGUGAAUUUGACACCUUGCACCGAGGUGCUGCUCACAUGCUCUCAUUUGCCAUGCCGCCCCAUUCGUGUGUGCCUCCAUUGCCUCCUGCCCCAUCUCUGCUGCUCCAUUGCGCCCGCUUUUUCUCAGCCACAUCACUCGCACUCGUGCAAAACAACAAGCUA